Messenger RNA from Bactrocera neohumeralis, 840 nucleotides. Its product is annotated as coiled-coil domain-containing protein 25. The transcript is spliced from 3 exons. Lineage: Eukaryota; Metazoa; Arthropoda; Insecta; Diptera; Tephritidae. Bases 129 to 755 code for a protein of 208 amino acids. The record is from RefSeq and is a predicted model, not a curated record.
AUUGGUUUUAUUAUACGUUGUCCGGCUGUACCACACAAAACUUUAAAUAUAAAAUGUGAAAUAUGGAUCGAAAGUUCCAUACUAUAAAUGAGAGAGGUUUGGUCUGCAACUAGAGUAAAUGAUAAAAAAUGGUGUUCUAUUUCAAAAGUAAUAUUGUGUCACCCCCAGCUUUAAUCUACAUGGGAAAGGAUAAGCAUGAAAAUGAAGAACUUAUACGUUGGGGAUGGCCAGAAGAUGUUUGGUUUCAUGUUCACAACUAUUCUUCUGCUCAUGUUUACUUAAGACUCCAAGAGGGUCAAACUAUAGAUGAUAUUCCACAAUCUGUUCUCAACGACGCUGCUCAAUUGGUAAAAUAUAACAGCAUUCAAGGAAACAAGAUAAAUAAUAUAGACGUCGUUUAUACAUUAUGGUCAAAUCUCAAGAAAACAGCUGAUAUGGAAGUUGGCCAAAUAGGAUUUUAUUGCGAAAAGAGUGUUAAAAAAAUCCGUGUUGAAAAAAGAGUGAAUGAAAUUGUAAACCGACUGAAUAAAACGAAAACUGAAGACCAUCCAGAUUUGCGUCGUCAAAGAGAAGAAAGGGACUCCGAAGAGAGAAGGGAGAAGAAACAUAUUUUAAAAGCUCAGCGGGAAAGGGAGGAAGAAGAAAUAAUGCGCCAAAAACAGGAAGCAGAACAACGUAGUUAUGAUAAAUUGUUUAAACCUGAAUGUAUGUCUAGUAAUUAUGAUGAUGGAAAUGACUCUGAUGAUUUUAUGUAACAAUAAAGUAGUAAGCCAGAUAAUAAGAAUGUAUUUCAAUCCAACCAUUACCAAAUAAUACACUAAGUGUAUAUUUAAUAACUUU